ACGGGCCUUCUGGCUUCGGGAUCGACAAUAGUGGUGCUGUCCAAGUUCGACAUGGGCGAUAUGCUGUCGGCGAUCCAGAAGUCGGCGACGUACCUGCCGCUGGUGCCGCCUAUACUGGUGGCGAUGAUGAACGGUGCGGAUGCGAUCAAGGCGAAGUACGAUUUGAGAUCACUACAUUCGGUUCUGUCGGGUGGGGCUCCUCUGAGUAAGGAGGUGAUAGAGGGCUUUGUGGACAAGUUCCCGAAUGUCACAAUUCUCCAGGGUUACGGGUUGACCGAAUCCACGGGAGUCGGGGCAUCCACGGACUCACUGGAGGAGAGUCGGAGGUACGGCACGGCCGGGCUGUUGUCACCCGGCACCGAGGCCAAAGUGGUCGACCCUGUAACUGGAGAGGCUGCGCCUAAUCGGACCGGUGAACUCUGGCUCAGAGGUCCCACUAUCAUGAAAGGUUAUUUCAGUAACGAGGAAGCAACCAGCUCGACCCUUGAUUCAGAGGGAUGGUUGAGGACUGGAGAUAUUUGCUACAUUGAUGGCGAUGGAUAUAUUUUCAUCGUUGAUAGGUUGAAAGAGCUUAUUAAAUACAAGGGAUAUCAGGUGCCACCAGCGGAACUAGAGGCCUUGUUGCUUACUCAUCAUGCAAUUUCAGAUGCUGCUGUCAUACCAUUCCCGGAUAAGGAGGUCGGGCAGUAUCCCAUGGCAUACGUAGUGAGGAAAAGAGGAGGUGAUGUGUCUGAAAAGGAAAUCAUGGAUUUUGUGGCAGCACAGGUUGCUCCAUAUAAGAGAAUUCGAAGAGUGGCAUUUAUUUCUUCAAUACCCAAGAACCCAUCUGGCAAGAUCCUCAGGAAGGAUCUCAUCAAGCUCGCUACAUCUAAACUUUGAAUUCAACACUCGGGAGUUUUCCAUGUUGAUCAUAUAUGGUCAUUCUCUAGCUGCCUCCCAGUCUUUCGAUGUUUAUUAUGUAUAAUUCUCUUGCCUUUUUAUUUUUAUUUUUUCGGUUUGAUAAUGGCCAUCGUUUUUAUCUUUAUUUUAUGCUGUCAGAAGUUGGCCCCGUCUUCCCCCCCCCCUUUCAAAAAACAAACUCAAUGAUAUCCUCCCAGCUCAGUCUUGCAUCUGUAAAGGACAGAAAGUGGUGCCACGUGUGGUUUUAUCACCUCUUGUAAA
Molecule: messenger RNA, 1161 nt
Organism: Neltuma alba
Lineage: Eukaryota; Viridiplantae; Streptophyta; Magnoliopsida; Fabales; Fabaceae
Product: 4-coumarate--CoA ligase-like 5
Cellular component (GO): peroxisome
Molecular function (GO): CoA-ligase activity
Source: RefSeq, a predicted model, not a curated record